Messenger RNA from Epinephelus moara (kelp grouper), 3758 nucleotides. RefSeq names its product solute carrier family 13 member 2-like. Gene Ontology annotation, biological process: monoatomic anion transmembrane transport. Gene Ontology annotation, cellular component: membrane. The transcript is spliced from 14 exons. Gene Ontology annotation, molecular function: transmembrane transporter activity. Lineage: Eukaryota; Metazoa; Chordata; Actinopteri; Perciformes; Serranidae. The record is from RefSeq and is a predicted model, not a curated record. Bases 153 to 1937 code for a protein of 594 amino acids.
UGAACAUGCUAACGCUAGCUUGUUGACGCUGCUAACGUCCCAGUGUGAUGAAACUAGGUAGAAGGUAACAACACAUCCACCAGCUCAGCAGAAGCGAUGCUUGGACAUGAAUUCAGCACCAUCGUGUGGACAAAGUGGUGAGAGUUAACAAGAUGAACACCUGUAUGCAGCGACCCUUUCAGGGGCAGGGCUGGGGAACAGAAAAGGUACCUCCACCACCUUCACAGGAGGCAAAAUGUGGCUUUAUAAUAAUCCUCAUGGCGCUGUACUGGUGCACAGAGUGUAUCCCUCUGGCUGUGACCGCCCUGCUGCCUGUCAUUCUCUUCCCCAUGAUGGGCAUCAUGGAAUCAGGCGAGGUUUGUAUCCAGUACCUCAAAGACUCCAACAUGCUCUUUAUUGGCGGGCUGCUGGUGGCCAUCGCUGUCGAGCACUGGAACCUGCACAGGAGGAUCGCCCUUCAAGUGCUGCUUAUUGUGGGCGUGAAGCCAUCUCUCCUGAUGAUCGGUUUCAUGAGCACCACAGCCUUCCUGUCCAUGUGGAUCAGCAACACAGCCUCCACAGCCAUGAUGCUGCCCAUCGCCAACGCUGUGCUGCAGCAGCUGUGCGAUACAGAGGCCAACGCUGAGGAGAGGGAUUACAACCAGGGCGGUCAGGAUAACGAGUCAUUCGAGAUGGACGACACCAAAGAGAGCAAAGAGGUCAAACCAAAGGACAGCAGCAUCAACGUCUAUGCAGUUAAAGAUGGUGACAGUAAAGACAUGAAGGAAAUCAAGGAAAAAGACAUUGAAUCAAAAAUCUGUGACAGGAGUCCAGAGGCCGAGCAGCGCAGACUGACGAGGGAGGAGAGGUAUCUGAAGCUGACAAAGGGCAUGAGCCUGAGUGUUUGCUACGCUGCCAGCAUCGGUGGGACGGCCACCCUCACUGGAACCACACCCAAUGUCAUCAUGAAAGGCCAGAUUGAUGAACUUUUCCCAGGAAACGGAGGCAUUAUCAACUUUGCCAGCUGGUUUGGCUUCUCAUUCCCCAACAUGAUACUGAUGCUUGCCCUGUCUUGGUUGUGGCUGCAGUUUAUGUUUUUGGGUUUUGACUUGAAAAAAUCCUUUGGAUGUGGCUCACAGAAAGAUGGCGACAGGGAGGCGUACCAGGUAAUCAAAGACGAGUACAAGAAGCUGGGCAGGAUGAACUUCGCUGAGAGCUGUGUGUUGGUCAUCUUCACGUUGUUGGUUCUUCUGUGGUUCACCAGGGAGCCUGGGUUCAUCCCCGGCUGGGCCACUGUGCUCUUCAACAAAGACAAACCGUAUGUCACAGACGGCACCGUGGCCAUAUUGAUGUCUGCACUCUUCUUCUGCAUCCCAUCCAAUUUGCCCAGAUGCUGGGGGACGUCUGAGGAUGGGGCCCCUGCUGAAGCCCCUUCACCUCUGCUUAACUGGGACAUUGUCCAUGAAAAGAUGCCUUGGAACAUCCUUUUGCUUCUGGGAGGAGGUUUUGCGUUGGCACACGGAAGUGAAAAAUCUGGACUGUCGGUAUGGCUCGGUGAAAGUCUCAUACCACUGCAGAGCAUCCCUCCUUUUGCCAUCUCCAUCCUGCUGUGUCUGCUGGUGGCCAUGUUCACUGAAUGUUCCAGCAACACUGCCACCACCACGCUCUUUCUGCCAAUACUGGCCUCCAUGGCAACCGCCAUCAAGAUACACCCACUGUACGUCAUGUUUCCCUGCACCAUCGCUGCCUCGCUGGCUUUCAUGCUGCCCGUGGCCACUCCACCCAACGCCAUCGCCUUCUCCUACGGCAACCUUAAAGUCAUAGACAUGGCCAGAGCUGGAUUCAUUCUGAACUUUGUCGGAGUCAUAACCAUCAACAUUGCCAUUAACACAUGGGGUGUGGCCAUGUUCCAGCUGAACACCUUUCCCAGUUGGGCUAAUGUCACCAAAACUCCUUGAAUGUGAACUCAGGAGACGAACAAUAUCUGCUGACUGAUCAGAUUCGACCACUGGAGGACUGGGCCGGCACCUGACUUAGUAUUUAUAUUCAAAGCUCUGCUCCAGUCAGUACAACCUGAUGUGCAUCGAGGCCUGUCCUCUCUGUAGCCUUCAAUCUCAUAUCCUCCCUCACAUUAUGAUACUCUUCAGAAACAAGCUGGACAUGCUGACUGGAGACACUGGAGCACCUCUCACUGAUGUUUGACUGAACUGAGUUCUUUUCGUUUAGACAGAUUUCUUCUGGACUGUCAGCUGAGCAGGUUUAAUUCACCUACAAGACAUGACAUUUAAAAACAAGUGUUUAUGCAGAAAGUAGCCAGUCUGGAUCGCAGUGAGAUCUACACUGUGGUAAAACUUUAAUAUCAUGAGUUGUUAUUGCAUCUGUAAUAGGGAGGCGAAGUGGGACAUUAUUUCGGAGGAGUCGAAUAAUGUUUUGAUCCCAAUUAGUGCCACAAAUUACACACGUUUGUCAAUGUAAAACAUAACUUUUCAAGUCAAGAAAGUUGCAGUUUGUCAUAGUACUACUCACUGUGUAAAACUGCUCAGUGAACUAUAUCUCUUGUCUCGCACAAUAUCACCUACACUAGCUAGCUAGCUACGUAACUUCGCUAUGUUCCACACACAAAUGUAACGUUAUAUUUUAUGUGUUUUAUGUUUUAUCCAGCAACUCCUGGGGCUGUACUCGCAAACAAUCUGAGAACACUCUCAGAGAGUUCCUAACUUAGCCUAAAAUUUUUUCGUGAAGAGUCCAAGCCUAGGACUGAUUUAAGGAAGUUCUCAGAGCAACUCUGAGCAAGGAAGAGACAGAAAGGAGGUGUGCUUGACCCUGUUGCUAGGUGUGAUACAUUCUUUUAACAGAUGUGAUUGGUUGUCACCCACACGCUUCUUUGUGAGACUGCAAGGUGUGGACACCCAGUGGAAAUGAAAUGAACUGCUGACUGUGAAAGCGUCAUUGUUAGUGUGAUCACUCUGCUGAUGGAAGGUUGAGACAGACUCAACUCAUCACUGCUACACUGUUGAGUUUUUCCAGUUUUCCAAAUAUCUUAUUGUUAUGAUCAUUUUAUUUCUGGUGUUAGGUGGGAAACGUGUGUAUCCCUAAUGAGAUCAACCACAAAUACUCUCCCUGCACAAUCUCAUCUGUAUCUUUCAUUUACUCACUGUCACUUUGUGUUUAGAAACUAUUUCUCCUUCCUCUUUGUGUUUCCAUUUUGUCCUCUGAUUAAGAAACUCUUAAGCCUCUUAAAAGUCCUCCUCCCUGCUCUGCAAAGUUUUUCAUCCUCAGGAGCUCUUUUAAGUGCUAAAAUGCUCUGUGAAUAACUUUUAUCUUUACAAGGACCUAGUCUUAACUUUAAGGGGAAAUUCUAAGAAAACAUCACAAUUCUAAGAAUUUUCUUAGAAUUUCGUCACAAGGAGCAACUCUUUGUGUUAGGAAACUUUGUGAUAACAGCCCCUGAUCUUUAUCAGCUGGGAAGCAAAAGAAUGAGCAAACCCUGUUGCUCAUGUGAGUACAUCCUGGUAUGAAACACACAGGCAUUGUAGCUUCAGCGAGCGAGAAAGGUAUGAUUUCACCUACGCAACUCAAGUAGUCUUUGUAAUUAUGUAUUUUCACAGUCUUUUACUUCAAUAGUUUUGCGACAAACUGUGACUUUCUUUACUUGCAAAACAAAUUAACAUUAACACAUUGUCAGCAUAUGUGUGAUUCAUGGCACAAUUUACCCAGAAUCAAAGCAUUGUUUCUCUACACAUUGACUACUGUACAUAAUUUUUCUGAACUAAUGUCCU